Pisolithus orientalis is the source of this 1110-nucleotide messenger RNA. RefSeq lists its product as uncharacterized. Bases 1 to 1110 code for a protein of 369 amino acids. The transcript is spliced from 6 exons. The record is from RefSeq and is a predicted model, not a curated record. NCBI's taxonomy places the organism in Eukaryota, Fungi, Basidiomycota, Agaricomycetes, Boletales, Pisolithaceae.
AUGCUUUUACUCACCAAAACCAUCCUCUUCUACUGGGACUUCCUUGAUGUACAAUCUCACUCUGCAAAGGGCAAUAUUGCAGGAUUUGGAAAGGUAAAGGACUGGGCAGAGAAACUUUCAAGCAGCAAGGCCAUCUGCUCUCCAAGAGUUAGUGCUUCCAGUACAUCACAUUCCUGUGCUUCUUCACUUUCAAAUGUGACAUCCUUUGGGGUCAAAGGGAGUACAAGGUCUACUCAUUCAAGUGCCACUCAACCACCACCCACACCUGCAAGUGUCAGCAGUAGAGUUGUGCCUGUUUCAUACCCAGGUGAAGACAGUGAAUUGGCAGAGAUUGGGAACUACACACAGGAAAGCAUCAGUAAGGGAAGCAAUGCCAGUACUAGGGUAUCCAUUGAAGUGAUUGACAACAUACAUUCCCCAUCCAUCAGCCCACCACCCCCAUCCCAACCAUGCAUCAUUGCCAAAACUGCAGUGUCAGCAAAGCCUGUGAAGAGUGAGCUAUCAAUGUACUAUGACAGGUUGAGCUCAGAUGAUGAGGUGAUUGAAGUAGAUCAGGUGUCAACUCCUCCAAGAGGAUCUUUGAAACCAGCCUCUGGUCUCACAGGUGAUCUUCAGGAUGCAAUGCAGAUAAUCUGGGAUGAAGUUUACUGUGGCAAAGUGGAACAUUAUAUUGCUCCUAGGGGGCCAGUCUUCCAUGUGCAAGAGGAUUUUUCAGCAGCCAUGUUCCACUUGGAAAUGAAGAUAUCAACCACUGAGGUUUGCUGGGCAUUGACUCUAGCUGCACAUGGUAACCUACAACUCAAAAAACUCAUGUCUGGAUCAAAGCCACAGAAGUGUGCUGUCCUGUUGAAAGGUGAUUCUGGUGUGACCUGGGAGGUCAUUAUCCCUGAUGGCAAACCAUAUGGAUUCAAUUUCCAGAUGUGGGGUGAGAUGAUGAGGAAGCUUUUGCAGCCGAUCAUGGUACUCUCGAAUGUGAACUUUUCCACAAUUGUUGAAGAAACUCAGUGCUAUGUCAAGGUCAGUGCAAAGGGGAAAGAGAGAUCCACCAGAAGUAGUGGGUUCAAUGAAGAUGAUGAUGACAAUUUCCAGAAUCUGUUCAAGUUUCAGUAA